This is a messenger RNA of Ostrea edulis (European flat oyster), 2256 nucleotides long. RefSeq names its product signal recognition particle subunit SRP54. Gene Ontology annotation, cellular component: cytosol; signal recognition particle, endoplasmic reticulum targeting. The transcript has 15 exons. Gene Ontology annotation, molecular function: 7S RNA binding; GTPase activity; endoplasmic reticulum signal sequence receptor activity. Lineage: Eukaryota; Metazoa; Mollusca; Bivalvia; Ostreida; Ostreidae. Gene Ontology annotation, biological process: SRP-dependent cotranslational protein targeting to membrane, translocation; SRP-dependent cotranslational protein targeting to membrane. The record is from RefSeq and is a predicted model, not a curated record. Bases 297 to 1811 code for a protein of 504 amino acids.
CGAGUUACUUAAACCGGAAGUUGGACGUGGAGAACGAAAAUUGUUGCAACAGCCAAAAGAAGAAUUUUCCAGUAAACACUCGACGGAAAGACGUUUUGAAAGAAAAUUUUGUUGUGGUUUACAGGCGUUAACUUCUUUGAACAGUGCCUAGACAAUGAGGACUUCAUAAAGAUCAGGAUAUUUGUUUGAAAGUGAAUCGAAAGAAGAGACAUAUGUCUCAUUCCUGUUCGAGGAAAUCCUGAAUACAAUUCUGUUCGUAAAUCUCAUAUUGUACCGGUUAGACUUAUAACAGAAAAAUGGUUUUAGCAGACUUGGGAAGGAAAAUUACUUCCGCCCUUCGGUCUCUGGGCAAUGCCACUAUUAUCAACGAAGAGGUUCUAAAUGAAAUGCUGAAGGAGAUCUGCAAAGCACUAAUUGAAGCAGAUGUCAAUAUAAAACUUGUCAAGACUCUUAGAGAAAAUGUCAGGUCCGUCAUUGACUUUGAUGAAAUGGCAGGUGGCUUGAACAAGAGGAGAAUGAUACAGUCAGCUGUUUUUAAAGAACUCGUCAAACUGAUUGAUCCUGGAGUGAAGGCCUGGACACCCACAAAAGGCAAAAACAAUGUGAUCAUGUUUGUUGGGCUUCAAGGAAGUGGUAAAACCACCACCUGUACCAAACUUGCGUAUUAUUAUCAGAAGAAAGGCUGGAAGACAUGUUUGAUUUGUGCUGAUACGUUCCGUGCAGGAGCCUUUGAUCAGCUGAAACAGAAUGCCACCAAAGCCAGAAUUCCAUUCUAUGGAAGUUACACAGAGAUAGACCCAGUGUUGAUAGCCCAGGAGGGAGUGGAGAAAUUCAGGUCCGAGAAUUUUGAGAUCAUCAUUGUUGACACCAGUGGUCGUCAUAAACAGGAGGACUCCCUAUUCGAAGAAAUGUUACAAGUCAACAAUGUCACUAGUCCAGAUAACAUUGUUUUUGUGAUGGAUGCUUCAAUUGGUCAAGCUUGUGAGGCACAGGCCAAAGCGUUCAAAGACAAGGUAGACAUCGGAUCAGUCAUCAUCACUAAAUUGGAUGGUCAUGCUAAAGGUGGAGGUGCUCUCAGUGCGGUGGCAGCCACAAAGAGUCCUGUAAUAUUUAUUGGAACGGGAGAACACAUUGAUGAUUUUGAACCAUUCAAAGUGCAACCUUUUGUCAGCAAACUUUUGGGUAUGGGGGACAUCGAGGGUCUGAUAGACAAAGUAAACGAAUUGAAGCUGGAUGACAAUGAAGACCUGAUGAAAAAACUGAAACAAGGUCAGUUCACAUUAAGGGAUAUGUAUGAACAGUUCCAGAACAUUAUGAAAAUGGGUCCUUUCAGUCAAAUCAUGGGGAUGAUCCCAGGGUUCAGCUCAGAUUUCCUGACCAAAGGAGGAGAACAAGAGUCCAUGGCCCGGCUGAAGAAGCUCAUGACCAUAAUGGACAGCAUGAAUGACAAAGAGUUGGACAGUUUGGAUGGGGAGAGGCUAUUUACCCGUCAGACGGGCAGAAUUCAAAGAGUUGCUAGAGGAGCUGGUGUGUCUAUUAGGGAAGUCAAUGAACUUUUGGCACAGUACAAGAAGUUUGCUCAAAUGGUGAAGAAGAUGGGAGGCAUUAAAGGACUUUUCAAGGGUGGAGAUAUGAGUAAGAAUGUGAAUCCGUCUCAGAUGGCCAAGCUGAAUCAACAGAUGGCAAAGAUGAUGGACCCGAGGGUGUUACAGCAAAUGGGGGGAAUGCAGGGCCUCCAAGGCAUGAUGAGACAGUUCCAACAGGGAGCCGCUGGAAAAUUCGGAAACAUGUUUGGAAAUAUGGACAGAUAGUAAACUGGGAAUCAUGGGAUACUACACUGGGAAUCGAGGACAGAAAUCCUGAAAAUGGAUUGCAAUAUCGAGUCAUGUUGUGUCUCGUUGUGUGGCUUCAUGGGUUUAAAAUUGUUACAUUGUCUUAUACAUCUGUUUCUUCAUUCUUAUCAUCAUUUUGUUUUGAUAUCAUGUGCCACAUUUAGGAUCCUUAUAUCGCAAAGAAAUUCAUAUUGAUUUUAUGUCUUUGGAAAAAAUUCAUAUGUUCGAUUUUAUGUAUGUGGUUGACUGAUACUACUUUGUGUUUUACGAGGAUGUAAAUAUGAUCGUUUGUAAUGUGUAGAAUCAUGGACAAUGAUUACAAAGUGAUGCAGAAGGUAAUAUGUAUAAUUUGUAUACGGAUAAGGACUUAUACAGCGUUUACAGAGUUGGUAAGACUGAGAAUUAAAUUAAACAAACUCCUCAA